Hypoxylon trugodes is the source of this 4062-nucleotide messenger RNA. RefSeq lists its product as uncharacterized. NCBI's taxonomy places the organism in Eukaryota, Fungi, Ascomycota, Sordariomycetes, Xylariales, Hypoxylaceae. Bases 552 to 3713 code for a protein of 1053 amino acids. The transcript has a single exon. The record is from RefSeq and is a predicted model, not a curated record.
CUUAGAAGGUACAAAUAUAACAUAACAUAACAAAAUCCUGCCGCCCCAAAAUUACAUGAGAUUAUUGCACCAUUUUCGCCCUGGGCAUUACCAUGUUUCGUCUGCCUUUUUUUGCAUUUGUCUUGGAAUUAUUAGCUAUUGACAAAAUUCCCAUUCCUUCUAAACUAACCGAGUGAGACAGCACAGCUAGCCAUCUGCUCCUAACUCACCCCCUACUCCCCCCUCGAACAAAUCGUUUACCCACCGAGGCGUUCCGCACUAUCGAGUCCACGCAUCCGGGACUCGUCACGCUGGGAACCACCGCGCCCACUUCCCUCAGGUCCCAGGUUGAUCGCUGCUCAACUACGCACUACUAUCAUUAAUAUUAGCUAGUGGAGCCCCGUACCUGUCGUACUGGACUAACUAAGACACACCAACUACUCACUACACGUGCACCGUUUCCGUCUCAUCCACGGGGGUUACUUAGGUACUUACCUACCUGGUUGUUUUUGCACACCCUGUCUUGUUCUCGAACGAAGAAAAAGGCUGUGCUUGCUUGUUUCUAAACAAACAUGGCAUCCUCUUUGAGUGAGUCGGAAAGCCAAGCUUCCAUUUAUACCUCUGUUUCUUCCCCCAAAAACAUUCGUUCCACUGAAGAUACUGGUAAAGAGCGGAAGGUGUCUGAUGAAAAGAACACCCCUCCUAGCUCCGAACCUCAAUCUGAAGCAAAUAUAUAUCCAUCAGAUUCGUCUGGAAAUACUAAAGGGCUGGCCUCAAUGUUUUCCGCGAAGUCGCGGUUUGACCGCUUGUCGUCUUUCUUCCCUUCACUGAUUAGCACUUCACAUACAGAUUCCGCGGGAAAUGUUCACCGCAAACCCCUACCUGAACAAUCUCCCGUCAAAAACAGACCACCGAGCUUACCGAUUAUACCAGUAGGUUCCGAGAAGGUAGAAGGCCUCGGAAUUUCACAAGAAACAAUUAGUCCUUCCGACAACCCUGCCACUGUCCAGUCCGUUGCGAGCCACACUCGGAAUACAUCGGGAAGCGAUGCGACGAAUUCUUCCACGGGAAAGUUACAAAAAGCCGCCCCAGAAGAGAACUAUUCUGCCCCUCCGCGAGUAUCGACUUUUCAAUCAGAACCGAGAUCACCUCCGAAACUUACGAAAGAGCAAAGGCGAAGAAGUAGCUCCGUCGCUAACCACAAACCUUCUCAAUCCCAAUCGGGUCUGGCACCACGAGCAACAUCACCAAUUCCCGAUAUUCGGGGUCGAAGUGUCUCCGCACAACCACCUACCACUCGAUCCGCACCUGCCUCCGGGAAUUUAGCAGUUUCUACCGCAACUCCUGCACCCGGGUCUCGUCCGGGGUCUAGCAAUGGAAGUCAGAGCCCGACUAGAGAUGCGGAAAAGCGGGGACGCUUGAGGAGAAGUUGGCUUCCUGGUGGAGGAAGGUCACGGUCUCAAUCCCGGGGUCACACAACAAAGGCAAAUAGUGCAGCGGCAUGGAUUCUAGGACAAAAUGCGGAUUACAACACAUCUUUUCUCGCCAACGGAGAGAAAGUUCCAGAGUUGUGGAAUGAGGCCGGGGAUGUAUUGAUCUAUCUGGAUCCUAAAGGAGUCGGAACAGGACCGUCCUUCAAAGUCCCUUCAUUCGUCGUCGAUUACUCAAUGGUCUUCGUCGAACUUAUCGAGAACGAGAUGACAUCUCCAACGGGUUCGGGUAGGAGCCGAGCUCGGAGUUUUCUUGGUCGAGAUAGCUUGUCUAUUGACGACGCAACCCGAAGAGUACAAUCGCCGCCGUUACCCGAGUCCGAGGGGAAUGGAGAGUCGCGACUCUAUCUACCUGUUUCAAUGUCUACUUCAGGACACAGGUCGCAGGAGGAUAUGGAGCGAUUAAUAUCGAUUCGAAAUAUGUUCGCAUUUUUGACCGGCCAACCGUUGGUAUGCACGAAGGAGCAAUCGACUCUCUUCGCUGUAUUCCUUCAGAUCGCUUCCCUACUGAGGGAGUUUGAUUUUACGAACGCCGAUGGCUCGACAUAUGGGGAAUCGGUCGAGAUGAGUUUCGGCUUCUUCAUGGACCAGAUGGCUCUCGCAGAUGUGAGGCAUAGCAGGGAGAAGACAUUGGAGGCGCUAGUUCUGGGUGAGCGGAUGCGCUCAAUGACCCUCUACAAUGAGGCAUUUGCCCACGCCGUGGGGAAAUACUCUGCUAUUCGGGAUCUGAACUCUCCUCUUUGGAAUCAAGUAUCUCGCGUUACGCGCGAGCGACUCGAGCGCGCGUACUUCGAGCUAGUGACACGGCAGAAUGGCGUCAACAACAGACUGGAAUCAUUUGAUUUCCCGGCUCUAUUUUCCGGUGUCGCUAAUUCCACAUCUAAUCCAGAGUACAAGGAUGUCAAAUUCCAUGCUUGGAGGAAGUCUUUUGGUAGAAUGAAGCAAUUUGUUCUCGGCUACUACAAGGCUAACUUCGGAAGCUGGCCGCCCAAGGCCCGCAGCAAGAAGAAUCCAUUUACAGAGAGUGGUCUGAACAGACAAGUCUUAAAGAUACUCUACUCGGACUUCUGCGCGCUGUAUGACCUACUCGUCGACCGUCAGGACAUUACGACACGUGUGAUCGAUCAGAGUGCGGAUGAUACGACAGGGCAUAAGAAUCCUCACCUUUCGGCUUUGCGCAAAGUUCUUGGGGAGUUCGAUCAGUCCUCGCCUCCUGUGCUUCCUCCUAUUCCUUUCGAUCUUCCCAAAUUGCCGGACAUGACAAGCGUGAAGGAAAACUACUACGAACUCUCUCAUAAGGAACAGUCCCGGCUAGACAGAAAUUUGCAAGAAUACCAGAUGCUUCUCAUUCUCAACAAGGCGUACGACUUUGAGACAUUCAAGCUACGCAUUCCGUUCCUUGAGCAGUUCAAGGAGUUUGAGCAUAAGGAAGCUAGGGGGAAGACAGCGCAAGAUAUGGCAGAUCAACGUAUCGGCUAUUGGCUAUUCCUCUAUGUCAUUAUCCAAUCACUUCCUAUGUUGGUGGUAGAUGCUCCUGGUCUACAAUUCACGGAGGGAGUCGAAUACUUCUUGUGCCAACCGCCUCGAGGUCAGCCGCCUUGGAUAGAAGAUGCGCCUGCGGUACAGAAGAGGUGGUACGAAGUAGCUGGCGGAGGUGGUCUGGUGGAGCUUUCGACUGACGCUGUGGAGUUCAGUAUCGAAGGUAUAUACCAUCGUAGUCAUUGUUGGCUCGCAGCUAAGCGCUGGGAGCUUGGUGAUGAUGUUGGUCCUCCGGCACCGCAAGAGAAUUUAUCGCCGUUACAAGCACCACAAUCCGUAUUUACGGAUAAUGAUCCCGGCGUCUCAACAAGCCCAGGCUUGAUAGAUCGAACCGGGUCUCCUCAAUCUGGUCCCCCUGGAGUCGCACUAAGACAGAGAACAGCAUCACCCGGUGGUCGAAAUUCAUCUUACCGAAAGAGCAUAGCCUUAGGUCUAGAGCCUAUCCCGCUUCCUUCGGACGGUCUCCCGAUCCCGGGGUCGCGUGUUGUUAGCGCUAGAGCCGGUUCUCCAGUCCAACGACCUAUUAGCGCCGUGAUGAAUCGUAGUAGAUCUUCAGGCAAUCUACAAGGUCUCCCAGAUUCUCCAGUCAACGCACAUCCCGACUCACGGAAUAGCUCACGACAGGAGUCCCUUGGAGGCAGCACGUUUGACGACAUUUUGAAAGACAUGGACCAGAAGCCCAAGAAGAAGAGGGGUUUCUUCUAAUAAUUGGAAUUUGACGAUUGAUGAUGUGUGUGUUUCUUGUCGUUUUUCAUAAGGGGUUCCGGAUAAUAUCUUGAGGCUGAGGCAUGCAUGCAUUGGGUUACUAAAUUACAAUGGCAUUAUAAGGACAUCGGAAAAAUUCAUAUACAGUAGCACUCGCAUAAAAAGGAUUCCCAUACAUACAGCCAUGGUCGGGACUCGAAGAAUAUUUCUCUUCGCCGACAUACAUGGACUAAUAAGCAUAUCAUAUUUUAUUAUUUCCUCCGAGAAAACAAGGGGGGUUUGUACUUUACUGUACCGUAUCUAGUGUAAGUCACCUGAAAGAAUGUCACCAGGUGACGUAUGACUUGAA